Messenger RNA from Lobosporangium transversale, 346 nucleotides. RefSeq lists its product as hypothetical. The record is from RefSeq and is a predicted model, not a curated record. The transcript has 2 exons. NCBI's taxonomy places the organism in Eukaryota, Fungi, Mortierellomycota, Mortierellomycetes, Mortierellales, Mortierellaceae. Bases 98 to 280 code for a protein of 60 amino acids.
GGGUGUCGCUGCUGCUCGCUUUUUACAUUUCCAGCCGGUUUGAGGGUGGGGACGGCUCAUUUGGUAAGGAAUUUGGAUUCCAUUCCAGGGUCAGCUUAUGCAACAUUGUUCCAGAGCAAAAAAAAUCUCGAGGCGACUAUGGCUUCAUAUAUUUUCUGGAAAGGGCUGUGAUAUUGCUGUUGUGAUCCAUGGUGGCGGAUUUACUGUUCAUUUUUCUGAAAAUACAUAUUCCAUAGCCAUGAACGAGACCAUUAUCGCAUACCAGGAUCUUAUUACAUAACAUGAGGCUGGGUUAAAAAAAUUCUAGGGCGCGUAUGCUGAUGUUUCCAUAAGCAAAGCUUGAGAG